Molecule: messenger RNA, 880 nt
Organism: Oldenlandia corymbosa var. corymbosa
Lineage: Eukaryota; Viridiplantae; Streptophyta; Magnoliopsida; Gentianales; Rubiaceae
Source: the annotation of a GenBank genome assembly
UGCUCCACCCUCCCCCCACUAUAAAUACAACAAAACCUAACCUCAUUACUAAAUCUCACCUCUUUUCUUUUGUAUAAUUUUGAUCACCUAAAAAUUGCCACAGAUCCAGAUAUAUAGUAAAUACUUCUCAACUCCCCUAAUCCUCUACAAGCAAGGUGCAAGUGCAAAUGAAGAACAAUAUGGCGGUUCGGGUUGUUUUGGUGGGAAUACUAUUCAUAAUGGCGAGUUGCUGCUUGGCGGCUUUCCCGAGCCACAGUUGGAAGAAGGGAGAUGUAUACGACCCAAAGGGACUCAUCAAAAACUGGAAGAAGGGCAACAUAAACCCACAGGGGAUCAUCAAUGAUUCGAAGAAAGGCGGUGUCCUCCGCCCGGAAGGCAUCGCCAAAAACUGGAAGAAGGGAGAUGUGAACCCGGAGAGCAGCGUCGAAAAUCAUCACAAUAUUCCUAGACAGGCUUAUGAUCAGUGGGGUUCCGGUGGCGCCGGCGGCUCUAGUCCCGGAGAUGAUAAUGGCACCAGUGAUGAUACUACUAAGAAUUAACCCUAGCUAUCCACGUGAUUAAUUUGAAUGGAUACGCACCAGCUUAAUUAUUAAUGUUGUGUUGUGUAUAGAUGGAGAGAAUAAACACGUUUUUGCAAGUGAAUUAUGUGCAUGCAAUACUUCCGGCCAGUGAAGCAUAUGUAAAAUAUGUUUGUGUGGCUGUGUCCGGUUUGUUUUGGUUGUGCUGUUGUAUUGUGUAAACCUUUCUCAUGCAACUUCUAAAGUAUGAAGUUAGUAUAUAUUUGGAUGUGAAUCUUUUUUACUCUUAUUAUCUACAGUCUGCACCCCUUCAUAGUUUGUUUAAUUUGCGAUUAUAAUUCAAUGUGUUUGUAGGGAUCAAU